Molecule: messenger RNA, 1074 nt
Organism: Scedosporium apiospermum
Lineage: Eukaryota; Fungi; Ascomycota; Sordariomycetes; Microascales; Microascaceae
Exons: 6
Coding region: 1-1074 (357 amino acids)
Source: RefSeq, a predicted model, not a curated record
AUGUCGUCGUCACCUCCUGAUCGGCCUCCGGGCUAUGCUGAAGAGAACAAGGGGCCUUUAAUUCUGACGACCACUUCUAUCAUGACCGGGAUAGCCUUCCUGUUCGUUGCGGCAAGAAUCAUAAGCAGGCGAAUAUCGAUCAAGAAAAUUGCACUCGACGAUUACAUUACCAUUCUCUGCAUUGUACUGAGCAUCUUAUACGUCGGUCUUGCCUCGGUCGCGAUCCGCUAUGGAGGAGGCAGACACCUCGACACCCUCGAACCCAAAGAUUCUUCAAAAGCGAUUUACUACACGCUCGUCUCUUUCGUCCCCGGCGUCAUGUCCUUCACGAUUCCGAAAUAUGCAGUCGCGAUUCUUCUGGCAAAGGUCCUCGGUCCGGGAAAGAUCCAUCGCAUUGUUAUGUGGACUCUCUCGGUGGUAUACUUCCUUAUAGCGGUCGGAAUGCUCGUCAUCAACUUUGCGCAAUGUACUCCGGCCGCUACGCAAUGGGGUGGGGCGGAGGGCACAUGCUGGGAUAGGAGAAUCACGGUUGCGUAUGCUUUGGUUCUUGGAGUUGCAUCCGCGAUAUUCGACUUCUACCUGGCGAUAUACCCUACGAUUAUCCUCUUGGGACUGCAAAUGAACUGGAAGAAGAAGCUCGCAUUAUCAUCCUCACUUGGGUUUGGAUACUGUGCGGGUGCGGUCACCAUUUAUAAAUGCACCACUUUGCCUGGGCUGCUUCAUCUCCAAGACUUCACCUAUGCCGUUGAUGAUGUCGUACUCUGGACUAAUAUCGAGGCCAACUGCGUUCUCAUUGGCGCUUGUAUCCCAACCCUCUAUCCUCUCGUCAAAAAGGUGUUUGGCUCGUCGGCUCUAGGUGGAAGUACUCCGAAUGAGAACGACGGCUCGGGUCCUCAGAGGAACAAAUACAACAUCGUAACCAUCGGUUCCAGCGGAAAGAAGAGGAAGAUUUGGACAUCGACGUUCGAGCUCGAGACUACACGCGCCGCGGAGAGCCAAGAUGUCAUAUUGGGGAUCGAACAGGCCAGGUCGGUUCACUCGGGCACGGAGGGACAGCAAGGCGAGCGAGUCUAG